AUGCUGCUGCGGGGCCUGCACAGAAUUUGUUCCUGCUGGCAUCCAAAAGUGCUCCUGCAUCUGUUGACCUGUGUGCUCCCUCCCAUGAGGGGUGGGCGCAGUGGGUCCCAGCGAGUGGAUUUCACCCCUGCCAGCCCUAAAGCAGCUGGCUGGUUCCAGCGUCAGUGCGCCCCAGUUCCCUCCCAUGAAGGGGUCAGGGAAAUGUCCUCCAUCAGAGAAUGUUACUGCACAUUCAGAAAUCAGGUGCACAUAAAAUUUAAGGUCAGGCUAUUAAAGGAAUCACAGCCAGUGUUGUUAGGCCUUCAUUUUUUCUAUCUUUUUGUCUGUUCAGACACGAUAACUUUUCUACCCAUCAUUUUUUCCAUUCUAGAAGUGGUUACAUUUGUUCUUGGAAAUUUUGCUAAUGGCUUCAUAGCAUUGGUAAAUUCCAUUGAGUGGGUCAAGAGACAAAAGAUCUCCUUUGCUGACCAAAUUCUCACUGCUCUGGCAGUCUCCAGAAUGGGUUUGCUCUGGGUAAUAUUAUUACAUUGGAAUGCAACUGUUUUGAAUCCAGGUUUACAUAGUUUAGGAGUAAGAAUUACUACUAUUAAUGCCUGGGCUGUAACCAACCAUUUCCGCAUCUGGAUUGCUACUAGCCUCAGCAUAUUUUAUUUGCUCAAGAUUGCCAAUUUCUCCAACUUUAUUUUUCUUCACUUAAAAAGGAGAAUUAAGAGUGUCAUUCCAGUGAUACUAUUGGGGUCUUUGUUAUUUUUGGUUUGCCAUAUUGUUGUGGUAAACAUGGAUGAGAGUAUGUGGACAAAAGAAUAUGAAGGAAACGUGAGUUGGGAGAUCAAAUUGAGUGAUCCAACGCACCUUUCAGAAAUGACUCUAACCAUGCUUGCAAACUUAAUACCCUUUACUCUGUCCCUGUUAUCUUUUCUGCUCUUAAUCUGUUCUUUGAGUAAACAUCUCAAGAAGAUGCAGCUCCAUGGCAAAGGAUCUCCAGAUUCCAACACCAAGGUCCACAUAAAAGUUUUGCAAAUGGUGAUCUCCUUCCUCUUGUUAUUUGCUGUUUACUUUCUGUCCCCAAUCACAUCGAUUUGGAAGUUUAGAAGGAGGCUGCAGAAUGAACCUGUCCUCAUGCUCUGCCAAACUACUGCAAUUAUAUAUCCUUCAUUUCAUUCAUUCAUCCUAAUCUGGGGAAGCAAGAAGCUAAAACAGACCUUUCUUUUGAUUUUGUGUCAGAUUAAGUGCUGAGUAAAAGACCUGAAACUCUCAAAUUUCUAGAUUCACAAGUGGGACAUUGUGUGUCUCCAAGAGAAAACAAACUGAUGUUGUCUGGAACAUUUUAUACUUUCUACUGGUUUUUCUGUAUUGUAUGUUUUUGAGUAAUUUCCAAAAGUAUAUCUAGAAAAGUCUUUUACCUAAAGUUAGUGUAAAAAGUAUCUAUAUAUGCAUGUGUAUGUGUAUAUGAAACACUUAGAGUGACAAUAACAUAACCUUAAUCAUUUUUUACAAACUGCCAAAUUAUAGAAAACAUUGUAAGAAAUUUUUCAGAAUCAUGAAGCCAUGUGUAUUCACAAUACAGUUCAUAUUAUCAUGUUUCAUUUGAAAAAUUUAUGAUCUCUAUUUAUAAUUGUUAAGAACUUACAUCUUAUUUCACA
This is a messenger RNA of Pongo pygmaeus (Bornean orangutan), 1643 nucleotides long. Its product is annotated as taste receptor type 2 member 45. Gene Ontology annotation, biological process: sensory perception of taste; detection of chemical stimulus involved in sensory perception of bitter taste; G protein-coupled receptor signaling pathway. Lineage: Eukaryota; Metazoa; Chordata; Mammalia; Primates; Hominidae. The record is from RefSeq and is a predicted model, not a curated record. The transcript has 2 exons. Gene Ontology annotation, cellular component: membrane. The coding region runs from base 1 to 1236 and encodes 411 amino acids. Gene Ontology annotation, molecular function: bitter taste receptor activity; G protein-coupled receptor activity.